AUGGGAUACAUAUCCUAUCCAAGAACAGAAACAGACCAAUUCGAUAGUUCGAUUGAUUUGCACAAGUUGAUAGAAAAGCAGACCAGUGAUGGACAAUGGGGAGAGUAUUCAUCUGCGCUGCUAUCCGGCAAGUUCUGUAUUCCUAGGAAGGGAAAGCACGAUGAUAAGGCCCACCCUCCAAUUCACCCGAUCAAGGGAAUAGGGGAGGGAGCAUUAGAUGCAGACCAGAAAAAGGUUUAUGAGUUCGUGACCAGACAUUUUCUAGCUUGCUGUAGUAAUGAUGCAAAGGGUCAAACUACCUCGAUUCAAUUGGAUUGGGGCGGUGAAAAGUUUAAUGCCAGUGGUUUGGUAGUCCUAGAAAGAAAUUUUCUUGACGUCUACCCAUACAUUAAAUGGGAAACCAAUGAGCUACCAGAGUUUGAACUGAACCAAGUGGUGGCAGUUGACGAGGCUAUGAUAAAGGAUGGCCAGACCUCGCCACCGAGCCACUUGACUGAACCUGAACUUAUCGCUCUGAUGGACGCAAACGGAAUCGGCACUGAUGCUACAAUGGCAGAACAUAUCGAAAAGAUUAUUUUAAGAGGUUAUGUAGUCAAGCAUCCUCAGGGUGGUAGAAAUGCUCUCCCGUUGUUGAUUCCCUCUAACUUGGGAAUAGGACUGGUAGAUGCUUUUGAUGAAAUCGGGUUUGAUAUGGCUCUCACUAAGCCAUUCUUGAGAAAGGAGACUGAAGAUUUAAUGCAGAAAAUUUGUGACGGACAACUCACUAAAGACCAGUUUCUUCAGAGAAGCAUCGAACAAUAUAGAAAUGCAUAUGCUUUGGCAACUCAAAAUCGAAACAAUCUCGUAAGAGCAGUCAAGAAAUAUUUCUAA
Messenger RNA from Sugiyamaella lignohabitans, 870 nucleotides. It is a transcript of the gene TOP3, whose product is annotated as DNA topoisomerase 3. Bases 1 to 870 code for a protein of 289 amino acids. Gene Ontology annotation, molecular function: DNA binding; DNA topoisomerase type I (single strand cut, ATP-independent) activity. The transcript has a single exon. Gene Ontology annotation, cellular component: nucleus. Lineage: Eukaryota; Fungi; Ascomycota; Dipodascomycetes; Dipodascales; Trichomonascaceae. The record is from RefSeq and is a predicted model, not a curated record. Gene Ontology annotation, biological process: DNA topological change.